Molecule: messenger RNA, 2982 nt
Organism: Sinocyclocheilus rhinocerous
Lineage: Eukaryota; Metazoa; Chordata; Actinopteri; Cypriniformes; Cyprinidae
Product: BRCA2-interacting transcriptional repressor EMSY-like
Exons: 15
Coding region: 1-2805 (934 amino acids)
Biological process (GO): regulation of DNA-templated transcription
Cellular component (GO): nucleoplasm
Source: RefSeq, a predicted model, not a curated record
AUGUUUAAUACUGUGUUAAAGCUGUGUGACGUCUCGUUGUGUCUGUCAGGCGUGAGCUGCUCCGAUGAGGACGAGAAACCUCGUAAGAGGCGGAGAACCAACUCGUCUAGCUCCUCCCCCAUGCUGCUGAAGGAGGUGCCUAAAGUGGCCACGCCCAUUUCCAAAACCAUCACGCUUCCGGCCAGACGAGAACGGCACAUUAUGUUUAAUACUGUGUUAAAGCUGUGUGACGUCUCGUUGUGUCUGUCAGGCGUGAGCUGCUCCGAUGAGGACGAGAAACCUCGUAAGAGGCGGAGAACCAACUCGUCUAGCUCCUCCCCCAUGCUGCUGAAGGAGGUGCCUAAAGUGGCCACGCCCAUUUCCAAAACCAUCACGCUUCCGGUGAGCGGCAGCCCCAAGAUGAGCAACCUGAUGCAGAGCAUCGCCAACUCUCUGCCGCCACACAUGUCGCCGGUGAAGAUCACCUUCACCAAACCCUCCACCCAGACCACCAACAGCACCACGCAGAAGGUCAGGCGCACUUCCUUCCUGUCAUGUCACAUUCCCACAAUCCUGCAUUUCCUUCCUGUCAUGUUCAUUAAGAUGCUUAUUCCUCCAAUAAUGCCACGGCUGCUGUGUGUAAUAAUGAUACAUACUAGGGAUGGGCGAUAUCUUAUCGUUUGUGAUAUACCGGGAAAAAUUCUCCCCACGAUAAGAAUUAGUCUUACUGCGAUAAUAACGAUAAAGCCUAGUUCUGUGUGCGACAUCGCGAAAGGCGGGUCCUCCGCGGCGGUGAAGGUGGCCUCCACUCGUCUGCCGUCUCCCAAGGCUCUGGUCAGCUCUCCGUCUCAGAUCCUGCAGAUUCCCAGAGCGCAGCAGCAGACGGCGGUUCAGUCUGCGUCUCCUAAAGGCCUGCAGGCCUCGUCUCCUCAGAGCGCCAGCGCCGGAGCCAAACCCACCAUUCAGAUCAAACAGGAGUCUGGAGUGAAGAUCAUCACGCAGCAGAUGCAGCCCAGUAAGAUCUUACCCAAACCCUCCAGCGCAGCGCUGUCCGGCAGUAGCUCCGCCCCCAUCAUGGUGGUCAGCAGCAACGGCGCCAUCAUGACCACUAAACUAGUGUCCACUCCCACAGGCUCUCAGGCGACGUACACUCGGCCGUCUGUCAGUCCUGCGAUCGGUGCGCGAGUGGCCACGUCUCCCGCCGGAGCCACGUACGUCAAAACCACGAGCGGCAGCAUCAUCACCGUCGUGCCCAAGUCUCUGGCCACGCUGGGAGGCAAGAUCCUCACCACCAACAUGGUGUCGGGAACUAGCACCAAGAUCACCACCAUCCCCAUGACCUCCAAACCCAACGUCAUCGUGGUGCAGAAGACCUCCGGCAAAGGGACGACCAUCCAGGGUCUGCCAGGGAAGAACGUGGUGACGACGCUGCUGAACGCAGGGGGAGAGAAGACGCUGCAGGCCGUCUCCGGAGCCAAGCCUGCUAUCAUCACUGCGUCGCGGCCCAUCACCAAAAUGUUCGUGACGCAGCCCAAGAGCCUCGGCGCCGGCAUCCAGCCGUCCACCAAAAUCAUCCCCGCCAAGAUCGUGUACGGACAGCAGGGCAAAACACAGGUCCUGAUCAAGCCCAAGCCCAUGGCGUUUCAGACGGCGCUGGUGAGCGAACAGACCCGUCAGCUGGUGAGCGAGACCCUGCAGCAGGUCUCACGCAGCGCCGGAUCCGGCCAGGAGGGGGCGCUCAAGGACGACUCGCCCUCGUAUACAGAGAGCAGCUCGGUGACCUCCGACAGCACUCACGACGCUCAGCCGGUGGUGCACCUCAUCACCUCCAGGGGGCAGGAGUGGACGGAGCAGGAGGUGUCUGUGGAGGCGAGUCCCACCAUCAUUUACCAGGACAUGACGGGAGAGUCUCAGUCGGCCACAUCCACCAUCAAAGCCCUGCUGGAGCUGCAGCAGACCAGCGUGAAGGAGAAGAGCGACGCCAAACCUCGCCAGCACACCAUCGACCUGAGUCAGAUGUCAGUGCCGAUCCCGGUGACGGAGAGGAGACAGUCCCCGGAGCCGUCGGGUCAGAGCGCCGGAGACACGGACCCCGUCACAGAAUACAUCCCCAUCGGUAAAGUGUGUAAGGCUGUGAUCGGAGGAGACGUCUCUGCAUCCAGCAGCCCGAGUCCGUCAGCAUCCGCUGCGUCUGGACACGCCACACAACAGGCAGAAUUGGUAUAUCCGUACCGGCCCAACACACACACGCAGCUGUCUCAGCCGCCGCCGCUGCAGGCGCAUCACCCCGCGGGCUCCAGCAAGACUCCCAGCAGCAGCCAGCUGCAGCAGCCGAUCAUCACGCAGGGCGCAGCCGUCACGAAGAUCACGUUCGGCGCUCAUCAGUGCCCCCCGGUGUCCAGCAGCGGCGAGGCGUCCGUCAAGCUCCAGCCGGAGUCCAGCUCCAGUCACACAGCGCCAGAGAAGACCUCCGACAUCCUGAAGAUCUCCAUGAUGGAGGCAGAGAUCGAGCCCAUGGUGGUGGACUCCUCCAGCGACUGCGGCCCGCUGACCAAACCACCGAGCGCCUCGCCGCUCAUCAGCAGCUCCAAACAGACGCUCGGCCGCGUCAAGAGCAAAGACCUGGACAUCAUACAGGUGAUCCCGCAGUACUCCAUCAUGCCCGACUCCAGCCAAUCAAACGUGGUGGUGGAGCCCAGCGGCUUCCUGGAGAUCUCCGACUUCACCAGCCAGCGUCUGGACGAGGAAGCUGCCAUGGAACAGGAAGUGGACAGCAGCAACGACGAGGGGGCGGCGGCUAGCCCCACGGCCGACCAAUCACAGUGAAGCGUGCGGAUUUGAUUUGUUCAGAGGAGAAAGACCUUCUGUUUGUGCUUCAUCACGGCUGUAUAGUGAAUCAUGCAGUGAGUUUGUGCUGUAGAGACCUUACUUUAUGGAGAAUACAAUUCCUGACGGAACGAUAGGAAUGUUUGUUUUGAUUUCUACUUAAAGGGACAGUUCACC